Molecule: messenger RNA, 1434 nt
Organism: Sphenostylis stenocarpa
Lineage: Eukaryota; Viridiplantae; Streptophyta; Magnoliopsida; Fabales; Fabaceae
Source: the annotation of a GenBank genome assembly
AUGGCGGAAGAAGCUCCUGCGUCUGAAACCUCCGUUACAAUGCCUCCGCCGGCGGAAGCUGCUGCGGUCGACGGAACCCUAAACCCGUGCAAGAACGAGAAGAGUGGAAUCACCGUGGAUACCGCUACAGCGCAGGGCGUUGCAGAGUCGGUGUCCAACGCUGAAGCUUCCGUUAGAGAUCCUCAGAAGUCUCUGGAGUUGGCGAACGAGCUGAUGGAGAAAGGGAACAAGGCAAUUAAAGAGAACGAUUUUGGAGAAGCAGCUGAUAACUUUAGCCGCGCUCUUGAAAUCAGAGUGGCUCAUUAUGGUGAACUUGCUCCUGAGUGUGUGCACACAUACUACAAAUAUGGGUGUGCUCUUUUGUACAAGGCUCAGGAGGAAGCUGAUCCUUUGGCUGAUGUGCCCAAGAAGGAGGAAGGAUCUCAACAUGGCUCCACCAAAGAAGGAUCUGUGAAGAGUUCUGUGAACGCUGAAUCUUCCACUGCUUCUUUUUCGAGCAAUGUUGGGCAGGAUGUGACAUCAACUGAGCAGGGUGAAGCAGUGGAUGAUGGGUCCACUAAGAACGACCAGGAAGAAGGUGAUGAUGAUAGUGAUGCUGAAGACUUGGCAGAAGCUGAUGAAGAUGAGAGUGACCUGGAUCUGGCAUGGAAAAUGCUUGAUAUUGCUCGAGCCAUUGUGGAAAAGCAAUCUGUCAAUACAGUAGAACAAGUGGACAUAUUAUCAACAUUGGCAGAUGUUGCAUUGGAGAGAGAGGAUUUUGAAACUUCUCUCUCGGAUUAUCAGAAGGCACUGUCCAUCUUAGAACAGCUGGUUGAACCAGAUGAUAGAAAAAUUGCUGACUUAAACUUUCGCAUAUGCUUGUGUUUGGAGGUUGGUUCUAAGCCUGAAGAAGCAAUUGCUUACUGCCAAAAGGCUACAUCUGUUUGUAAGGCACUAUUGCAUCGUCUUACAAAUGAAGUAAAGAGUUGUUCAGAUUUGACAUCUACUUCUGAGUUGGCACAGGAUGUGCCAAGAUGCCCCACUUCUGACUCUAAGAAUUCAAUUAUGGAUAAACAAUCAGAGAUCGAAACUCUCAAAAGUCUAUCAACUGAGCUGGAAAAGAAGCUUGAAGAUCUGCAACAGUUAGUCUCGAACCCUAAGUCAAUUCUAGCUGAGAUCCUAGGAAUAGCAGCUGCCAAGGCAGGCAAUGGGAAGGAAUCAUCUCUGGGAAUGAUGAGUUCCUCACAGUUGGGUACUGACAAAAAAAAUGGUGGUUUUGACUCUCCAUCCAUUUCAACAGCCCACACCAAUGGAUCUGGUGGAAUCACACACCUUGGUGUGGUAGGAAGAGGAGUUAAGCGAGCAUCAAAUGCUAGUUUGGCAGAAGGAAGCACUCCAAAGAAACAAGCAGUAGAAUCAACUGAAGAAAAAGGCGAUGGUAACGCUUGCUGCUGA